UCCAUCACUGGUGAUGAGGAGAGGUUCAGCUGAGAGGUGCAUAAAAAUAUUUUAAAAAAGAAUCCUCCACUACUAGAUUAGCUAUUGGGGAAGAGAGGAGGGCAGCUGAUAGAGAGAGAGAGAGGAGCGCAGAGAGAGAGAGAGAGAGGGGCAUAAUUCCACUCACACUGGCCAACCACAGGACAUUCUCUCUCUCCCUCCCUCCUCUUUGCUCAAGCAGAAGCGCUCCUCCUCAUCUUCUUCCUCCCAUAUCUCCUCAAACUCCGACGACAUCCAACAAGCAAGAAUUGUGGGGGUAGCGAAGGAAUUGGAGGAGAUCUUGCAUGGAUGCAGCCCACUGGCAGCAGAGCCUAGGGCUGGUGAAGCCCAUGGAGGAGAUGCUCAUGGCUGCCAACGCGGGCGCCGCCGCGAACACGAGCCAGGGCUCCAAUCCGAACCCGCCGGCGCCCUCGUCGGUGGCUGGGGGCGGCGCCCUGCGCGCCCCCGCACCGCCGGCCGUGGCGGGCGCGGGUAGCACGGAGCGGCGCGCGCGGCCGCAGAAGGAGAAGGCGCUCAACUGCCCGCGGUGCAACUCCACCAACACCAAGUUCUGCUACUACAACAACUACAGCCUCCAGCAGCCGCGCUACUUCUGCAAGACGUGCCGCCGCUACUGGACGGAGGGCGGGUCCCUUCGGAACGUGCCCGUCGGCGGCGGCUCCCGGAAGAACAAGCGCUCCUCGUCGUCGUCCGCGUCUGCCUCCACCUCCGCCUCGGUCACCAGCUCGUCUAUGACCAGCACAGCCGGGGCGGCGUCCAAGAACCCGAAGCUGGCGCACGAGGGCGCGCAGGACCUUAACCUGGCGUUCCCGCACCACGGCGGCCUGCACGCGCCCGAGUUCGCGGCGUUCCCGAGCCUGGAGAGCAGCAACGUGUGCAACUCCGGUGGCGCAAUGGCGGGCAACGGCCGGGGCGGCGGCGGCGGCGCGGGGCCCGCGGUCGGUGCUCUCUCGGCGAUGGAGCUGCUGCGGAGCUCCGGCUGCUACAUGCCGCUGCAGAUGCCCAUGCCGAUGCCGGGAGACUACGCGGCGGCAGGGUUCGCGCUCGGAGAGUUCCGCGCGCCGCCGCCGCCACCUCCACCGUCACAGAGCGUGCUCGGGUUCUCGCUGGACGCGCACGGCCCGGGGCCCGGUGCUGCCGCGUCCGGAUACGGUUCCAGCGCGGGGUUGCCGGAGAACGCGGGCAGGUUAUUGUUCCCGUUCGAGGACUUGAAGCCGCCGGUCAGUUCUGGAGGAGGCGGUGUGGCCGCUGGUGCAAGCGGUGGCGCCGGCGAUGGAAACAGCGGCCAUCCUCAAUUUGACCACAACAAGGAGCAAGGCGGUGGAGGCCCCAGUGCCGGGCACGACACGCCGGGAUUCUGGAACGGCAUGAUCGGCGGCAGUGGCGCUUCUUGGUAACGCGGCGGCGCCAUGCAUGGCUCAUGCAAAGGCCCCGUGCGAGCGUGCAUGGGCGACUGGAGACCUAGGCAUGCAGUAGAGACAAGGGUUCAAUAAGAGGUUGCCAUUGGUGGUGGUCGCCGUGACAUGGGAGUGUUUGGUCUCUUUCCUGGAGUUGGUUCUUGGUGUUCUUCGUCGCGAGUUCAUGUGUGUUUUUGCUGACCAUCGACUUAAUUGGGGCUCUAACACAUCAGAGAGUACAAUGUUCAGGGGUUAUGAUACAUAGUAGCUUGAUCGACAUCUCUUGGUCGUUCUCUCUCUCUCUCAUUUCUGAUCUUUCACUUGAUCUGCCAUGGUAGCUGCUUCACUGUAGCACUGGGGCAAUUGGGAAGCUUCUUUUUUAGGCCGGCUUCGAGUUAGAUGGUACAUCGUAAUAGUACUAGUACAUUUUGUGUGAGGAUGAAUGGCUGAAUGGCACAAGGCCAGUGUGUUCACGCCACACACUGACAACAGGGUUUAGUGGAGCAGUGUGUUUGGUUGGUAACAACAAUGUAUGCAGUGCGUGAACUUUAUUUGAAGCAACUGGUUGUAGAAAUAGAUCUUAAUUUCAAGGGGAUUUGCAAGUUUGUAUUGUUCCAAAGAAUAUCAGAUAUUGUUUUUUUAUUUUUUUAACUUGCUACUUUAAUUAUGAUGUGUAGUCUCAUAUAUACUAGAUACUAGCACCUUUUAUUUCAGAACAAAGGUUUUCACGAGCG
Molecule: messenger RNA, 2170 nt
Organism: Panicum hallii
Lineage: Eukaryota; Viridiplantae; Streptophyta; Magnoliopsida; Poales; Poaceae
Product: dof zinc finger protein 1-like
Exons: 2
Coding region: 324-1436 (370 amino acids)
Biological process (GO): regulation of DNA-templated transcription
Molecular function (GO): DNA-binding transcription factor activity; DNA binding
Source: RefSeq, a predicted model, not a curated record